Henningerozyma blattae CBS 6284 is the source of this 2763-nucleotide messenger RNA. RefSeq names its product Ste13p (gene STE13). Gene Ontology annotation, biological process: proteolysis. Lineage: Eukaryota; Fungi; Ascomycota; Saccharomycetes; Saccharomycetales; Saccharomycetaceae. The record is from RefSeq and is a predicted model, not a curated record. Gene Ontology annotation, molecular function: serine-type peptidase activity; dipeptidyl-peptidase activity. The transcript has a single exon. The coding region runs from base 1 to 2763 and encodes 920 amino acids.
AUGUCGAAUUCUACAAGGUCUCAUAAGAGAAAGAAUAGUCAUCUCUUUCUUCAGAGAACGAAUUCUGAUUCAUACUUGGCUUCUGAAUAUAAUAACAUGGAUUCGAAUUAUGAUAAUUUACAAUCGUCAAUCAGCGAGACUCUUAUGCCCUUGGAAGACAAUUUAAAUGAUACCAGUAUAUAUAACAAUGCGAAUAAUAAUAAUGCUAAUGCUACUAAUAAUAAUACUAAUAAUCGGAACAAAUUCCCUGCAGAGCAAUUCGAUAUAGAAGAACAAAGGGAUGCCUUGGCUGAUCAAUCUCUUUGGAGUUUUUUCAAGCCAAGGAAAUCGGAUGCCAUGAGACGUAGAUCAUCGUUACCGAUCGUUAUCUUAUCUUUCUUUUGCUUUCUUCUUAUAGCGAUUAUAUUAUUAUUCAGAGAAUCAAAAUUAAUACAUGAUAAAAACCACUUUGAUAUCUCAACAAGAAAUUUUGGCAUUGAAACAGUAUUAGAUGGAGAUUUUUUACCUUCUUUUAAACCUUUCCAUUUCAUUACUCAUCCACAUUCUUUUGCAUUAUCUCAAGAUGAAGAUCCAGGGCUAUAUUGGACCUUAAAUGAUGAUAGUACACGAUUUGUGGCAAGACAAUUGUUUGAUGAAUCGUUUGAAAAAGAUUUAACCUUGGGGACUGCUGGUUUCAAAUAUAAUGAUAUCCUACAUAACAUUCAUGCUAUUGAGAUAAAUUAUGAUUUGAAUAAGAUAUUAUUGGGGUCUGAUCUAGAAGUUCAAUUCAGACAUUCCACAACAGGCUAUUAUUGGUUAAAAUAUUUAAACACAAAUGAAAUAGAGCCUAUUACACCUCUAGAAAAUCAAAUUGUUAAAUUAUCUUAUGCAAAAUUCUCACCAAGAUAUAAUUUCAUAUAUUUUGUUUAUGAAAAUAAUUUAUAUUUGAAAAAUAUUAACAAUGCAAAUUCAAAAGUUAUUCAAUUGACAAAUGAUGGUUCUUUAGAUAUCCUUAAUGGUAAACCAGAUUGGGUUUAUGAAGAAGAAGUUCUUGCUAAGGACUCUGCAUUUUGGUGGUCAUCAGAUGAAUCUAAUUUUGUCUUUGCUAAAUUUAAUGAUUCAAAAGUUGGUAAAUAUUCCAUUCCCAAAUAUACUUCAGAUGAUGAUAAAUUAUAUUCUACUCAAAAAGUCAUCAAUUAUCCAAAACCAGGUACAGCAAAUCCAUUAGUCUCAAUGUAUUUAUAUAAUUUCCAACAAGGUGUUAUGUUUGACAUUAAUUUGAUGGAUGAUACAUUAGGGGUUGAUUACAUCUUAUAUGAUGUGAUUUGGAUAGAUAGCAAUCAUGUUAUGUUUAAGUUGACUGAUAGAACUUCUAAAAUCAUGGAAAUUAAAAUUUUUAAUGUUGAAUUGAAUAAAUUUAUAUUAACAAACUCAUUUAAUUCAUCAUCAUAUAAUGGUUGGUUUGAAAAACAAAAAGUUACUUUACCUAUCCCUUCUAAUAUUGAAAAAUAUAGAAUGGAUUCAGGUUAUAUUAAUAUAGAAGUAGAUAUGGAUUCCGGGUUUAAUCACUUAUUUUAUUAUCCAAAGGUAAACUCAGUUGAAAAGAUUCAAUUGACUAAAGGUGAUUGGGAAAUCUCGGGUUCUAAAGGGAUAGUAGGAUAUGAAUUCGAUACUGAUACAAUUUUUUUCAUGUCCAAUAGGAUAAAUUCUCUUUCACAACAAUUAUAUAGUGUUCGAAUUAAUGAUCCUUUGAAUGUCAAUCUAUUACAAGACCCCAAAAAUGGUGAAAAUUAUUAUCAUUUCACUUUCAGUCAAAGUGGUAGAUUUGCUAUGAUGGAAUAUGCUGGUCCUAGUGUUCCAACUAGAUACGCUGGAUAUUUAACAGAUUUAGUGUCGCCAGAUAUCGAUCAAAAUAAACAUAUUAUCAAUUUAACUAAAAAUCAUGAAUUAUCAGAAAGUUUAAGUAAAUUCGAUUUACCUAUCACUUCAUUCAAGACUAUUCGUAUACCUGAUUCUCAUCUAGAUAUUAAUGUGGUGGAAAUUAAACCACGUAAUAUGAAUCCAAAGAAAAAAUACCCCAUCUUAGUAAAUGUCUAUGGUGGUCCAGGAUCUCAAACAUUUUCCACUAAAUUUAAUAUCUUUAUGGAAAAUGCUGUGACUUCUGGUCUUGAUGCUAUAGUGUUACAAAUUGAACCAAGAGGUACAGGAGGUAAAGGUUGGCCCUUUAAAACUUGGGCAAAAGAAAAAAUUGGUUAUUGGGAGCCAAGAGAUAUUACUGAGAUUACUAGAAAAUUCAUCAAAGAAAAUUCUCCCUAUAUAGAUGAAGAAAGAGUGGCCAUUUGGGGAUGGUCUUAUGGUGGAUUUGCAACUUUAAAGACUAUUGAAUAUGAUGAAGGUAAAACUUUUAAAUAUGCAAUGGCAGUAGCACCAGUAACAAAUUGGGCAACUUAUGAUUCAAUUUAUACCGAAAGAUAUAUGAAUAAACCGAUAGAUAAUCCUUCAGGUUAUAUUGAAAUUUCAAAAAUAAAUAAUUUUGCAGCAUUUGGUAAACUAGAACGAUUCUUAAUUAUGCACGGUACAGCUGACGAUAAUGUUCAUAUUCAAAACACUUUUAAAUUUUUAGAUGAGAUGGAUAUUCAUGAUAUUAGAAAUUAUGAUACACACAUUUUCCCAGAUUCAGAUCAUUCUAUUUCUCAUCAUAAUGCACAAGACAUUGUAUACCAAAAAUUAUAUUAUUGGCUAGAAAAUGCAUUUACAAAGAAGUUUGAUACAUUAUCUUAUUGA